CCUCAGUCUGGUGCACCAGCUCGACGGGGAGCUGAGAACAAGGGACAGAAACUAGAUCUCUCCAAGCUAAACCUAAGUUUCUUUUUUUAAAAACUUUGCUUUCUAACUAGCUGUUUAAUACUUUACAUAGAAAUCUUUUUAUUUCCUACAAAAUGACUGGUAGCCUGCUGACAGGGUUGCUGGUUACGUUGUGCGUAAGCAGCGCAGUCCACGGUUUGCCAAAGAAGACCAAAAGACAACAAUCAGGCCAGUAUCAGGUGUAUCCUCAGCUCAACGUCGCAGAAAUCACGACCAUCGACUCUUCAGAUGGCUGUGAGGAAAACGGCCGCUCAUACAGACUGAACGAGCAGUGGGAGAAACCGUACCGCGGCAGUACACUGGUGUGCACCUGUAACGGAGCAGCUGGCAUCCAGUGUAAAACUAAGUCUGCAGAGGAGGAGACGUGUUAUGAUAAGCACAAUGACCGGACAUACCGCGUUGGUGAGACCUAUGAGGUCCGAAAGGACGGGAUGAUAUGGGACUGCACCUGUAUUGGUUCUGGUCGGAAUAAGAUAGCUUGUAGCAUCGCAAAUCGUUGCCAGGAAGGUGGGAGGUCAUAUAAAAUCGGAGACACUUGGCAGAGGCCUCAUGAAACUGCUGACUACAUGCUGGACUGUGUGUGCCUUGGAAAUAACAAAGGAGAGUGGACUUGCAAACCUGUGGCUGAGCAUUGCUAUGACAAUGGCACAUCAUACCUAGUGGGGGCAACCUGGGAGAAACAGUACCAAGGUUGGAUGAUGCUGGACUGUACCUGCCUGGGAGAGGGAAAUGGACAAAUCACAUGUACCUCAAGGAAUCGCUGCAAUGACAAUAAAAGCAAGAAGUCCUACCGUAUCGGAGACAAAUGGACAGUGACUGACUCAAGUGGGCAUCCCGUGCCAUGUGUGUGCUUAGGAAAUGGCCGUGGAGAGUCAAAGUGUGAAAGACACAUCACAGGCCAAUCCACAGGUACUGUCAGGGUACAACCUGUCAUUUCCCAGUAUCAGGUGGGGCCUGAUAUCCCUGGUGAGGGAACCUGCCGCACAGACUCUGGAGCCACCUUCUACGACGGACAGCGCUGGAUUAGAAACCAGGGCAGCGUGCAGAUGCUUUGUAUGUGUCUGGGCAAUGGAGUCAGCUGUCAGGAGUGGGAGGCCACGAACCAGGUAUAUGGUGGUAACUCUAAUGGCCAGCCAUGUGUGUUCCCCUUCGUCUUCAUGGGGAACACACACUACUCCUGCACUUCUGACGGGCGCACUGAUGGACAGCUCUGGUGCGCCACAACCUCAGACUAUGAGAGAGACCAGCAGUACUCUUUCUGUACUGAGAAGAAUGCCAUUGUGGUAACACGAGGUGGCAACUCCAACGGUGCCCUGUGCCACUUCCCCUUCCUCUACAGUGGCCAUAACUACACUGACUGCACCUCUCACGGUCGCCGUGACAGUAUGAGGUGGUGUGGUACCACCUACAACUACGACGCAGAGCAGCGCUAUGGAUUCUGCCCCAUGGCUGCCCAUGAGGAGGUAUGUACCACCAACGAUGGAAUGAUGUACCGUGUUGGCGAUAAGUGGGACAAACGCCAUGAUGUCAUGGGCCACAUGAUGGAGUGCACAUGCCUGGGCAACGGCCGUGGCGAGUGGAACUGUGUUGCUUACUCCACGCUUCGAGAUCAGUGCAUUGUUGACGGCCAGACCUAUGAGGUAAACGAGUUAUUCACAAAGCGCCAUAAUGAGGGCUACCUGAUGAACUGCACCUGCUAUGGACAGGGACGUGGACGCUGGAAGUGUGAUGCAGUUGAUCAGUGUCACGAGCCACAAACGAAAGUAUUCUAUCAGAUUGGAGAGUCAUGGGACAAAGUCCUCCAUGGCAUUCGCCACCGCUGUUAUUGCUAUGGAAACGGGGCUGGACAGAUGAGCUGUGAACCUCAGCAGACCUACCCAGACGGCCACAGACCUGUCCAGGUAAUCAUCACAGAGGCUGGAAAACAGCUAGACUCCCACCCCAUUCAGUGGAACCCCCCUUCAUCUGUUCACAUUACUCAGUACAUCCUCAAAUGGAGAAUUAAAAAUAGCCGUGUGCCCUGGAAGGAGGUCACCAUCCCCGGUCACCUCAACUCCUACACCAUCAGUGGGCUGCGUCCAAGUGUCACCUAUGAGGGUCAGCUGAUCAGCGUCCUGCGCUUUGGACGUCGUGAGAUCACACGCUUUGAAUUCACCACCACCCAGGGUUCUUUGGAAACAUCAGAAGGAGAGACGACCCAGCCUCUUCCAGUGGUUGAUACUUCUGAGUCGGUGACAGAAAUCACCUCAAACAGCUUCAUUGUGUCCUGGUCAUCAGCUUCUUCUACCAUUUCUGGCUUCAGGGUGGAGUAUGAGCUCAGUGAGGAGGGGGCGAAGCCAAGAGUCCUAGAUGUUCCUCACACAGCUACCUCUGUCACCAUCACUGAUCUCCUACCAGGGCGCAGAUACAACGUCAACGUCUAUGAGCUCCCAGAUGAGGGAGAGCCAACUCUUAUCCUGACUACCUCACAGACCACAGCUCCUGACACCCCUGCUCAGCAUGCCGUCGAUGAGGUGGGAGAGACCUCCAUUCAAAUCAGCUGGUCCAGACCCCAGGCUCCUAUUACUGGUUACCGUGUGGUGUACACGCCCUCAGUGGAAGGCAGCCGCAGCACUGAGCUGACCCUACCAGAUUCGGAGACCUCAGUGACCCUUGUUGAUCUUCGUCCUGGCCUGCUCUACAACAUCAGCAUUUAUGCUGUAGAGGAGGAUCGGGAGAGCGAGCCUGUUUUUGUACAGGUCAACACUGCUGGAUCUCCUCUACCAGAGGAGGUCCCAUCACCCACAGACUUACAGUUCUAUGAGGUUUCAGAUGUAAAGAUCACCAUCACUUGGACCGGUCCACCCAGUGAGGUGACUGGUUACAGGGUGUCCUAUUCCCCUAUUGGUCCUGACGGCACAGAGACAAGGCUCCUGCAGCUGCCUGUCUCACCCAACGCAUAUGCCGAUAUCACCCGCUUGCAGCCAGGCACACUCUACCGCUUCUACAUCUACGCCACCAAUGGUGGAGUGGAGAGCGAGCCACUCGUGGGAGAAAAGUCUACCAAACCUGAUUCACCAACCAAUGUGCAGUUCACUGAUAUCAGCCCCACUAGUGCAUUGGUCAUAUGGGAGGCUCCCCGUGCCGUCGUCACUGGCUACCGUCUCUUCCUGAGCACUGGAGGCACCACCCCUGUUGAGAAGAGGAUUCCAGGCAGAGUCACCCAGUAUCCGCUGAGGAAUCUGCGUCCAGACACCCAGUACAUUGCCACCCUGCACUCGGAGCUGGACAGUGAGCUCAGUGAGGGUGUCACUACAUAUUUUACUACUGCCCCCCAGAUGGGAAAUGCUCCUGCUUUCAGCACUGAGGUCACUGAUACCUCUAUCAUCAUCACCUGGAUACCCGUCCGCAGGUUCAGCUACAAGCUGUCUGUGCUCCCCAGCGAGGAAGGCGAGUCGCCUAGAGAAGAGACCUCUGACUCUGGUCGUAUUUACAUUGCCGGUCUGAUUCCUGGAACUCAGUACACCUAUAGUGUUCAGCCCAUCUUUAAUGGACGCAACCGUGGAAACCCGAUCACUCGCAGUGUUGUCACUUCCCUGUUACCUCCCACUGACCUCAGAGUGGAGUCCAACCCCAACACAGGAGAUCUCACUGUCCACUGGGUAGCAUCCAAAACACCAGACAUUUCAGGCUACAGGGUGACAAGCGCGCCAACUAAUGGUCAACGAGGAAACUCCCUGGAAGAGUUUGUCCGACCUGAUCAAACCUCCUGCGUCCUAGAGAACCUGAAUCUGGGAAUGGAGUACAACAUCAGUGUCUUCACUACUAAGGGGCAUGUGGAAAGUGUCCCUGUAUCCACUGUUGUCACGCCAGAAAUUCCCACACCAAGUCACAUUGACUUUGACUACAUUACUGACACCACCAUGAGGCUGCGCUGGAUCCCUAUGAACUAUACUACCAUUACUGGUUACCGGAUAACGGUAGUAGCAUCAGGCGAGAGCUUGCCAAUUUUUCAAGAUCUUGUGGAAGCAUCUACUGGUUAUUACACGAUUCAUGGUUUGGAACCAGGCGUGGACUAUGACAUCAGUAUCAUCACUGUUACAGAAGAGGGAGAAAGCAAGCCGACAACAUACACAAAGCAAACACAAGCUGUCAUUCCAGCUCCCACCAACCUGCAGUUUGGAGGGGUGGGUCCUGAUCAUAUUAGGGUGAUGUGGACAGUCCCCCACGUUGCCACACCAAGCGACAUCUCGCGGUUUGUCAUCCGUUACCACCCUGUAGCCACCGAUGAUGACAUUAAGGAGGUUAAUGUUGGUGGAGCCACCAACACUUUCCUGCUGCAGAACCUGCUGCCGAACACCGAGUAUCAUAUCAGUGUUGUGUGUGUGUACGGUGAACGAGAAAGUGAACCAGCCACAGGGACUCAGAGGACAACUCUGGACUCUCCCACUGGCUUGGACUUCUCUGACAUUCGGACCAACUCCUUCACUGUUCACUGGGUGGCUCCAACUGCUACUUUUACCAGCUACCGCAUCCGCUAUCAGAAGACGAGUGGCGGGAGGGCCAAGGAUGAGAGGCUGCCCCCAACCAGGAACCACUUCACUUUGACUGGACUGACACCAGAGACAGAGUACCUGAUAAAUGUGUAUGCUGUCAGCAACAGUCAUGAGAGUCAGCCUCUGACUGGCACACAGGCCACCAUCUCUGAUGUUCCCACUGAUUUGGAGGUAAUAUCAUCCACUCCCACCAGCAUCACCAUUCGCUGGGAUGCCCCCUCUGUCACAGUGAAGAACUACAAGAUCACAUCCAGAGGGACAGGUGGUGAGACUCAAGAGGUCUCAAUCCCAGGCUCUCAGACCACCGCCACCAUUCACGGUUUGAAGCCCGACACUGAAUAUACCAUCACUGUCAGUGCUGUUACUGGACGAGGAGACAGCCCUGCCUCCAGCUCGGCAAUCUCCAUCACACACAAAACUGAUCUCGAGCCCCCUACUGACAUGAGAUUGACUGAUGUGGAUGACAAUGCCAUCACAGUGCGAUGGUCUCCUGCUCAAGGACCAGUCAGAGGCUACAGAAUAACAAGCAUCCCCAAGAAUGGCCUGGGACCCUCCUACUCUGAGGUGGUGGGCCCUGAUCAGACAGAGGUGACGUUUACAGGACUGAUGCCUACUGUUGAGUAUGUUGUGAGUGUCUACACCCUGGGCAGAGAUGGACAACCCUCUUCCCCUGUGGUGGAGAAUGCUAUCACUGCUAUGGAUCGUCCCAAAGACCUGACCUUCUCUGACAUUGAGUCCACCUCCAUGCGCAUCACUUGGGACAGUCCAGACGGCACAGUGACGUCAUACCGUGUCCUUUACUCCAGCUCAGAGGAGGGUGAGAGGGAAUUGCGUCCAGCACCCAGGGGUGACCAGGACAGUGUGGUGCUGAGAGGCCUUCGCCCUGGGACAGAGUACACAGUUACAGUCAUUGCUCUUCAUGGCCGCACACCCAGCACACCGUUGGUGGGAACACAAGCCACAGUAAUCCCUGCUCCAACCAACUUGGUGAUCUCAGAGGUUGGUCCCGCUGCAUUCACUGUGUCAUGGCGAGCCCCGAGUGCACACCUGACAGGCUAUCGUGUAGUAGUCACCCCCAAGAACAUCAAUGCCCCCCCCAAAGAGAUGAAUGUGGCUCCAGACACUAAAAGGGUUGUUGUACCAGAACUCAUGGUGGCAACCACAUACCAAAUACGUGUGUACGCUCUGAAGAACUCUGUCACCAGCAGACCACUGGAGGGAGAAACUACAACACUGGAAGAGCUAGGUCCUCCUCGGCGCGUGCGAAUUUCUGAUGUGAAGGAUACUUCUUUCACACUGACGUGGCGUGCCAAAGUAGAACCCAUCACUGGUUUCCUCAUUGAGGCCAAGCCCUCUGGUGUCUCGCACCCCACUGUUAGCAGGACAAUCCCAGGAGACACAUACACCUACACUGUCACAGGACUGCAACCCAGCACCUCGUACUCGGUUAGCUUGUACACUCUGAAUGGCAACACAAGGAGUGCCCCAUUUACUCUCUCCAUUCAAACAGCUCAACCAGUGGUCCAGGCUCCCACCAAUCUCCAGUACACAUCUUUGACCCCGACCUCCAUCUCCUUCACCUGGCAGCCACCUGCCACACACAUCACAGGGUACUACAUCACCUAUGAGGAAUCAGGAAAAGCACCACGGGAGCUCACCCCACGACCCCAUGCUGGCCAAAACUACGCCAAAAUACCUGACCUGAGACCAGCCACAGAGUACAUCAUCAAGAUCAUUGCGAUCCAGAACCAACAGAAGAGCACUCCUCUGGUGGGCAGGAUCAGGACUCAACCAGACUCCUUUUUUCCCUUGCCUCUGCCCCACCACCCUGGAGUUGUUGAUGACAAGCUCGAUGUGCCUGAAACUGACUUGGAUAACAGGGUCCAAGUAGUGGGCACCAAUCGUGAGGAUGGGCUUGGUGGUCAUAGCCAACAUGUGGAGUACACAGAGUACAACAACAACAAUGGAGACAACAGAUACAAUGGUCAUGGUGGCAACCCACAGUCUCCCUAUGGGCAAGUUCGUGAGCCCCUGGUCUUUGUGCCCCUUCCUGAUGCAGACGGUCACAGAAAGCCUGUUGUGAAGCUCAACGUACCCAUCGGCUCUACGGUUAGUAACGAGACGGGGGUGCCCCAGGAGGCUCAAACUCACACCACCCUCUUCUGGAAGCCUUACAGUCAGAGCACCUCCUACCUAGUUUCCUGCCAACCUCUCACACACUUAAAUGAGAAGAUGUUCCAGGUAAGCCUACCAGGCACAGCCACCACUGCUACCCUGAUAGGGCUCACCCCCGGAGCGAACUACAACGUGAUCGUGGAGGCUGUUUUGGGAAUGCUCAGACACAAGGUUCUGGAGCAGGUCAUCACUGCUGGGACCACAGCAUCUCACAUUCCCCCAGAGGGAGCACCUUCUGAUAAGGACUCGUGUUACGAUGCCUUCACGGCAACCUACCAUGAUGUCGGUGCUGAAUGGGAGCGGAUGUCCGAGACAGGUUUCAAGCUGUGGUGCAGGUGCCUGGGCCUGGGCAGUGGUCACUUCAGAUGUGAUUCAUCUAAAUGGUGCCAUGACAAUGGCAACAACUAUCGCAUUGGAGAGAAGUGGGACCGCCGUGCAGAGAAUGGUCACUUAAUGAGCUGUACUUGCUUGGGAAAUGGCAGAGGAGAGUUCAAAUGUCAACCACAUGAAUCAAUGUGCUAUGAUGAUGGCAAAACAUACCAGGUGGGAAACCGGUGGGAGAAGGAGUACCUAGGCGCCAUCUGCACCUGCACGUGCUUUGGAGGACAACAGGGCUGGCGAUGCGAGAACUGCCGCAGACCAGGUGCUGAUGUCGAUGCCAGUCUGUUGCACACGGUUAGAUAUGGAGACAACACACUACGCAAAUUGAAUGUCCAUUGCCCCAUCGAGUGCCUCCGACCCGACCUGCUUGCUGAUGCACACGCUCCACGGGAAUAAAAGGAGCAGCUGUCUGACAUCUGCUUUGCUCCCUCAUUGUCCAGCCAAUUGCUGCACUCUCGCCCCGUAGAAGCCCCGCUGUCUGUGACUGAACUAACUGCCUUAUCACUUUCUGACAUGUUUUAGUUACACUGCCCUGCUGCCUAAUCAUUUUCUAGUCUUUUCACUGUUAAAUUUCUAAAUUCCUUCUCUGUUGGAAAAUGAAGACUCUUGCCAGUGCAGUUUUCUUUUGUCUAGCAUAUUUGUCAAAGUGGCAUUUGUUUCCCCAUUAAAUAUUGAGAAACAUUUCCUAAUCAAAGAGCAGAAACUGUCAGAAAGUAAGCACUGUGUUAAAGAAUGUCUAUGUAGUUAACAGUAUUGUUGAAAAUGUGCUUCUAUUUUCUGUAGCCCUCCUUUUGUUACUGAGGGGUCACACUGUAUUGAUGGACACAUUCUGAAUUCUAAUGUCUUUUCUAAUUUAUCUCUUUAGUCUCAGUGUGAAUGUUUGAACUGGGAGGUCAGAAUUUGAACUAUUUUUGUACAUUGUUGUCUGUACCAAAGUUGUUUCUACCUUUGACAAAAAAGUCCCUUAUUUUAAUAAAGCUGGAGAGAUCCUGAAAUCUA
Monopterus albus (swamp eel) is the source of this 8168-nucleotide messenger RNA. It is a transcript of the gene fn1b, whose product is annotated as fibronectin 1b. Gene Ontology annotation, biological process: nervous system development; cell-matrix adhesion; heart development. NCBI's taxonomy places the organism in Eukaryota, Metazoa, Chordata, Actinopteri, Synbranchiformes, Synbranchidae. Gene Ontology annotation, molecular function: proteoglycan binding; extracellular matrix structural constituent; integrin binding. The record is from RefSeq and is a predicted model, not a curated record. The coding region runs from base 153 to 7565 and encodes 2470 amino acids. Gene Ontology annotation, cellular component: extracellular region. The transcript is spliced from 46 exons.